AGAGAGAGAACGAGAGAGAGACGUGUGAGGAAAGAGAGGAGGAGGAGAAGAUAGAGAGGGCAGGAGGGAGGGGGCAUCGGCGUAUGCUUGUACACAACUACCCCUGAUUUCCAUUUUUUCCCUAACUCGUAAUGUAUUUAAUUCAAGUGAAACGUAAUCAUGACGUGUGUUGUCAUUAAUCUCCUCGCCGCCUCUCCCGAGACUGUUGGAGGUGGUCAGACAGAUUGCCACCUUCAGAACACACCCUCUUUAAGUCAAGGAAGUGAAACAUGGCAUAGACACAUCAACAAGUAUGGAUUCCCCACCAGAGAGUAUGCUGGCUCUUUCCUUUGAGCCCCCAUUGUUUCCUCCCUCCAUGCCGUCCCUGGACCACAGUCCCCAAUUCCUACCCCAGAGUCCUCAAUCUACCCCUUCUAGCCCUCAAACUGAACUCUAUGCCCCAGUCUCACCUUGUCCCCUUCCAGAGGCCAGCCUCCAAGAUGAAGAGGAAGAUGAGGAGCUGUCGAUACCCCCUUCACCCACCCCAGCGGUGACGCUGUUUCCUGGUGAAUUGGAGCUUGGUAGUUCCUCAUCAGACAGCAGCCCCCCAGCCACACCAUUAACACCUUUUCCUGGUUUUGGAGCUCUGGAACAGGCAAUCUCCUCUGGUCAAAGUACCACCUGUGAUGAUGAGUUGGAUCUUCAGCUUUUCAACAAUGAAGGCAUGGCUGUCCCAGGAGGAACAAGCUCUGGGCCUGGCCUAAGGUUCCCAUGCCAUGUGUGUGGAAAGAGGUUCCGCUUCCAGAGUAUUUUGUCUCUGCAUGCUCGAGCACACAGUUUAGACAGGGAGCGUCGAGCUUCAGCUCCCUACCGAACCACACAUGCUAAACUGCAGCAGAACCAUGUGGGCAACAGUGUAAUCCACAAUCUCAACAACAGAGAGCCUGGUCUGAAACUGAGUCCAUUAUCUGGGUCAUUACAAAAGAGUAUAGAUGAAGACAUGGUUCCAGAGGAACCUCUUCAAACUGCAAGCAGCCCUCAGUUCCUUUUUGAAGGAACCACAGCCCUGACUCCACCUCUAACAGAGGAAGCACCAAUCUCAACCUCCUUCUCUCCACUCAGCCAAGCCCACUUGGAAGACAUCACACCACCCACAGCUGCUUCGUCCUUCCGGUGUCAUGCCUGUAAGGGUAAGUUCCGUACAGCUUCAGAGUUGGCUCGUCAUGUGCGGAUCCUCCACAACCCCUACAAAUGUACAAUGUGUCCCUUCUCAGCCAGUCAGGAGGAAAGCCUGGCUGCCCAUCUGCAGGAGAGCCACCCACCGGAGGAUCCUACCACUGAAACAGUUUUCCCUUCUCCCCCUAUAACAGCACCAGCUGAGACUCCUCCCUCACAAAUACCAGUUGUUCCAGCUUUCAAAUGCGAGACAUGUGGGCAGCGUUUUACUCAGUCCUGGUUUUUGAAGGGUCACAUGCGGAAGCACAAGGACUCAUUGGAUCACAAGUGCCAGGUUUGUGGCCGUGGCUUCAAGGAACCCUGGUUCCUAAAGAAUCAUAUGAAGGUGCAUCUCAACAAACUGGGCCUCAAAGCUGGAUUGGGAAAUCUGGGGCCAGCUGGAAAUGAGCAAUCCAAAGGUCCUGCAAGCACACAAGUGUUGGGGGCCCUGUAUUCUAACUUGCUCCUGGCUCGCAGUAUGACCAGUGGUGGUGGUUCAGGAAGUCGCACAGAAAGGUCAAAUGCCAGUGCAGGCUCAAGCAAAUCCUCUAUAUUGGGUUAUUUGGGCUUACCCAAAGACAACAGCAAUGGAAGUUGCAUGGAGCGCCUUCAGGCAGUGGCACAGGUUGCAGAAAUGGGUAAUGGUGGAGGACGGGGAGGUGAGGCAGCAGACGGAGCGGACCAGGCAGCCAUGUGGCAGCUGGUUGCUCGCAGUCUGGUAGCAGCACAGCACAACCAACAGCAGCAGCGAUCUCAUUCACACCAUGAGCUUCCUUCCUCACGAGGCACAGUCUCUGGGGAAGCCAAGCAGAUGAGGGCCUACCUGGGUGGGUUGGGUUCUAGAGAGGAAUUGGAGGGAUCUAGUCCACCUUGGGAGUGUCCAGAUUGCGGCAAGCUGUUCAGAAGCCUUCAGCAGGUGGUUGCUCAUUCCCGUGUCCAUGUCAAGAAACCACAGAAAGGUCAAAGUCCCCGAGGGGGCAUGUCCAGGGAAGAGGACAUUAUAAACAGAGUGAGUGGAGCUCAGGCAACAGGUGGAGUAGGAGGAGGACAAAGAGCUAGUGACAAUGAAGGAAGGCAGGAGGGAAAGCCAUCAGGAGUCGGGACAGCUGGGAGCUUCCAUUCUGUCAUAUCACAUCUUUCUGGUCAGAAUGGUCUAAGGGGGUCACCCUCUUCCACUUCAUCUCCAAGGGAGCGUGUUCGGGGAACAGGGACAAAGGAUUGCCCCUACUGUGGUAAAGCCUUCCGGUCUUCCCAUCACCUUAAAGUACACCUUCGUGUACACACAGGUGAGAGACCAUACAAAUGCCCACACUGUGAUUAUGCUGGCACCCAGUCUGGCUCUCUCAAGUACCACCUUCAGCGUCAUCAUCGUGAGCAGAGGAACGCUAUGUCAACCACCACUAAUUCCCCAUCACCGAGCCUCCCCACUCUGACUGGCUGUCCUCAUGAUGGCGUGAAAAAGCGCCGUCACUCCUCCAUGUCCCAGUCUUCUUUUGGGAGGGUUCCUGGAGGGGCUCCUUCUUCAAGGCACAGUCAGUCAUGGGCUGCAAGCCCGCCAGAGAAGAAGGAGGGCACUACUGUAUCUGGACGUCACAGAGAGGGAGAUGUGGAGAGUCAGUAUCUCAGUCUGUCUGGGAUGAUGGGUACACUAUUUGCCGGCGGUCUAGAACCAAGUUGGAUUGGAGAGGUGCCACCUCCGAAAAUGCCUAAAGUGUCUCGACGGAAACCCCUUACUACAAGCCGCAUGAUGUCAGCGAAUGGUUACCAUGGGGGGAUGCUGUCCAAUGGGUCCCAGGAAGGAGGCUUUGAACCUCUGGACCUAUCCCGGCGCCCUUUACAAGAUGAAGUGAGUAGUUCUGUAGGUGGACCAUCAGGUAUCUCUAAAGGAGGGAAUGACAUCCUCAAUCAAUGUGUCUUCUGUCCCUUCCGGACCUCUUCUGUUGAGCUUAUGGCCAUGCACCUUCAGGUCAAUCACACCAGCAAGUCUCGUCGCAAGAGAGGAGCCUCUCUCUCAUCCGCCAAUCAUUCUCCAAAAAUAACUUUGACCAGGUCAGACUGCGAUCCGCUGGCUCUGUGGAAGUUCCUCGGUGCAGAGGACGGAGUAACAUCUCCUGAGGAUUGGGUCUCGUCAAAGUCAAGAGCUGAGAAUGGAGUCAGCCCAGAGAACAUGGACACAGAGGAUAGUUUUGAACUGACCCCUGGAACUGUGGGACAUGUCUGUGAGAAGGGACUUAAAAUGAGAGAGGAGCUGGACGAGGAAGAUGAGGAAGUCGAUGAGGAGGAGGAUGACCUGGAAGGAAAUGGGAGCUUUGGAAGUGUACCCCAGAAUCAGAGCAGAAGAGGUGGGUCUGUUUCAUCAGACCUCGCUGCUGAGGAUCUGCCCAAGGAGGAGGAAGGCGUCUUGGGGAAUUAACAUUAGACAAGAACCCUGGAUGAGUUUGGACUAGUGUUGUCAAAAGUACUAACUAGACAGUACUGACUUAGAAUCAAUUUCCCCCUAACAUUUGAGCACUGUUGAGCCAAUUCUUGGCCAUUGAGUUCACACGCUCAACAGAUAUGACUGUGAUUGGCUACAAAGAUCAUCACUGAACACAAUGGCCAAUCAGCACUGCUCAAGAAUCAGCUCAGUAGCUCUCAAAUGUUAACGGGAAAUGGAUGUUUUUAAAAUCUCAGUCCUGAUUGGUAACGAAGACGGAACUUUUGACAACACUAGUUUAGACAUAUUUGGGAAAUAGUUGUCCAGGGUCCCUUGUACAACCCUAUUAGAAAAAAAACAAUUGAACAAAAAAAAAAACAGCUUUUGUGGGUUGGUAUGGCAGAUAGUUUGAGCUGAUUUAAGCUGGUCAUUUGCUUGUCCAAAGCAACUAGCUCCUGCUUGGGACUAGUAUAAACCAGCUCAAACCAGCUGCCGUGCUUCAAAACAUACCUAACCAACAUAUGCUGGUUUUUCAUCUGGGAAUUCAGACCAAGGGCAUACCAUUCGCUAUGCUAACAUACUGUACAGUAUCUAAACAGAUAACCUGCAAAAGUAUUUAAAAAUCAAACAUUCCUCUUAAUAUAUCCUCCGAGCCCCCCUUGGGUAGUGAUCAAUUACCUCUACACACACACACACAGACUCUUAGUCACACAGAGAUAUCCAGUAUUGUAUGCCAGUCCAAGCCUGCCUGUCUCGGGGCCUUCUUGAACACUGUUCUCUUGUUCCUGUCUUCUCGUCAGUGAACACAAUUGCCAAGUUGAAUUUAAUUUACAAUUUCCUUGCUCCUGUGAAUCUUGCUUUCAUCUCAACGGGGAUCUGGAAUGUCAAUCUGGGGAGCUGGAAAAGCAAAAAAGAGACACUGUUCUUAAUCGCUACGAUAUACAGUAUUAAUACUGAGAGAGAUGGACAUCCUACUUCCACGUGAACUUGAUCUGCCUGCACGUCUUCAGCAAACCAAAGGAGUGGGCACACUUCUUACCAUGCACCUGCCAGACUCUGAACAGAAUGCUGUGAUAACUGAACGGUACUUGUGAAUCACCUCUAACAGAACAGGACAAAGUAAAGAGUAUAUUACCAGAUAUCCACACACUGCCAGUCUGCUCAGACGGGUCUUCUUCAGAUAUUAUAUCAUACAGAGAUUCUGCCUCUUCUAUAUGCUAUUUCUUUCAGUGCCUGUUGAUGUAAAAGGUUUUUAGCAGAUUCAGUAACACAGGAAUAUAGUUACAGUGAAUAUAUACAGUAUAUAUGUGUAGUUGUGCUAGAGUGUUCUGUGACAACAUGGUGGCAGUUUGUGUGACUAUGUCAGCUGUGAAUGAAACAAUGAAUGAGCCCAGAGCACCACAUGUGGGAACAUCUGGCCAACUGACAAGGGCCCUAUGGAAGUGUUUAUGUUGCAGAUACCACCAACCAGGAUUUCUGGGUGAAAUCCAGACCACAGAUACUAUGGAAAGAGUAAUUUGAGGAUUGGAAAUUAAUCCCAAUCUAGAAAAUGGAGACUCUGCAAUAUAUCCUUCAUAUUCCUACAAUAUCUCAGAUUCUCAAACCACCCGGGACAGGGUGGAAAGUGGGUCUCUAUUAAAACAUUCAGUAAGCUGCUUUAUUUUGUUUUUUAGACGUGAGUAGACAUAUUGAAAGCUAAAAAAAGAUAAACACACACACACACUAACAAAUUCAGACAUCCCAGUAGAACAUAUGUAGCUUUUGUAAGAUGAGAGAUCAAAAAGAGAGAGAGAAAAAAAGUUGUUUUCCUUUUAAGAAUUGUUAAUGGAAAGGAUAUGGAGAAUAGUAAUAAGUAUUAUAAUAAUUAUGAAAGAAGACUGCUUCAGAAUGUCUUUAUAGCACUGUGCAAAGUUCUUUUCCUUUCUUUUCACCUUUAAAUGCAGACCAAACGUUGUUGUUUUUUCCCCAAACCAUUUCUUCACAAUGCUGCAGAUUGCGUUUAUGCGUUUAUGUAUCAACAAAAACAAUCGUUCGGACACACAAUCAAUGUUAAAGCUUGCCUGAUGAUCUUGAAACUUCAGUGAUUGCUAAUAUAUGUAUAAGCUGAUGCAGAAACGUGUCCAAGACAUGUCCCAGUAUCAGCACUGUCAGUCUGACUGAUCUGCUUGCCAAAUUUGAUUUGAUGUAAUCGUGUCGCAUUUUUGAUGUGAAAUUAGCACAUCUCACAAAUAAUGAUCUAGUUUCCUCGUCCAUCUCUGUGAAAUCAUUUCCAUCGGGUCAUCUCAUUUUUAUCGUUAGACAGAGAGGAGGCGGUACCUUUGUCUGGUGAUUGACAGAGGCUGGCCUUAAUACGUGUGUUAUUGUGUCCUUGUUUCAUGUGUAGAGUAUCUUACGUUUUCGGUUAACCCCUGAUGUGGUGUUCCUUUGAGAUAACAGUCAAGCCACUGUGCCUUCUGUCCUGAGCACUUCCUCAAGUAUUUUGUAAGCUCACCAAAAGCACUUAACCCCUACUGUUUCACUUUGUAUUCUUUGGUAAACCGCUCUGUACGUCUCUGUAUCUGAUCCUCUGUUUUGUAGGGGUCAUUUCCAUAUAACGAGUGUCAUUCCAUCAUUCAUGUGUGCUGUCACAUCUCCCCCCUUUUCUCUUUAACGUAUGCACCACUGAAAGUUACGUACUAUCUAGCUCCGAGGCCUUUUCAGAAGUUACUUUGAUUUCUAUGAUGUUACUUUGAUGCUGAUGAAAUGAAAUCAAGCUCUUCUGCUCAUAAUUAUUAUUAUCAUUGUUCUUUUUGUUUUAUGGAAGAAAAAAAAGAAAAGAAAAAAAACUAAAAAAUGAACAAAAUGUGUGUUUUGAAUGUUGUACAGAUAGAAAUAGAGAUGUUGUGUUUCUAAGGAGAGAUCAAACCGUGAACCUGCUCUCCAUCGCUCCCUGCACAAUUUUAGGACGACCUUACUGUGUACUGGGGUCAGGGCAAUAGUAUUGUUGUGUGUGUGUGUGUGUGUGUGUGUGUGCUCUGAUGUCUUAAAAUGAAUAUUUUGUGAAGAAAUACUGACACUGUGAAAUAAGCAUAAAGUAUUCCCAAACAGUGACAAGGUGACAGCUGCUCAUAAAUUCACUACUUUGGACACGCACUUUUGUUUUGUUUUUUGUUUAGUUUUUUUCAUCAGAAGUGUGUGAAUUCAUAAAUGUUAUCCAGUGAGAGGGGAGAGGUGGGGACGGGGUCUGGUUUGGUCUUUUCAGUAGCUGACUGCUGUCGGUGGCAGAGGAAGGUGAUCUAACAUAGUAGUGACUAAUAUGAAAUUGUGGCUUGAAAAAAAAAGUAGAAAAGAAUCAAUAAAAUAAAAUAGUAAAACAACAAAAAAAGUUUUUCUUGCUGUUUGGUGUGUUUUUGCAUUACAUUUCCUGCUAUAUUUUAUUUGUGUGUAUUUUAAUAAAGCAUGUGCCCGGGGAUAAAUGGUCACCAUCCUGAUAUAUCCAUGCAGGAGGAGACGGGUGUAAGUCCUGGGGCAUUAAAUACUCGUACCCCAGUUUAACAUACAGGGUCACAUCAAGGUUGACUUUGUGAAUAGUCUAACUUUCAAAACACUGGACGGCAAAUAUGGUGUGAGUUUAGGGCGGUACUAAUCGUUUGUUAAAACUGCACUCUUCACCUUUGACUUUGAAAUUAUUUAGGCACUUAGAUUGAAAAAAAAAAAAUUAUA
Carassius gibelio (silver crucian carp) is the source of this 7312-nucleotide messenger RNA. RefSeq names its product zinc finger protein 219. The coding region runs from base 293 to 3607 and encodes 1104 amino acids. Gene Ontology annotation, molecular function: DNA-binding transcription factor activity, RNA polymerase II-specific; RNA polymerase II cis-regulatory region sequence-specific DNA binding. Gene Ontology annotation, cellular component: nucleus. NCBI's taxonomy places the organism in Eukaryota, Metazoa, Chordata, Actinopteri, Cypriniformes, Cyprinidae. The transcript has 5 exons. Gene Ontology annotation, biological process: regulation of DNA-templated transcription. The record is from RefSeq and is a predicted model, not a curated record.